GCACAGAGAAUCAAACACUUGGGUUCUCUUUCGUCCACCCACCACCACCACCCUUGUUUAGUCUUCUCUUCUUCGUCCUUCAUCUCUCCUAAAAAACCACGAGAAGAAAAAGGCGAUAACCUCGCCAAAUCGGAGAUACGCGAAAACCAAAAAAGAUCUCGUAAGGUUUUUGGAUUCAUGGCGUCGAAGCGGAUCUUGAAGGAACUCAAGGAUCUCCAGAAGGAUCCACCCACCUCUUGUAGCGCAGGACCUGUUGCUGAAGACAUGUUUCAUUGGCAGGCAACGAUAAUGGGUCCUUCAGACAGUCCUUACGCUGGAGGUGUUUUCCUUGUUACCAUUCAUUUCCCUCCAGAUUACCCUUUCAAACCUCCUAAGGUGGCCUUUAGGACCAAGGUGUUCCAUCCCAACAUUAACAGCAACGGAAGCAUUUGCCUCGACAUCUUGAAGGAGCAAUGGAGUCCUGCCCUCACCAUUUCCAAGGUGCUGCUAUCGAUCUGUUCUUUGUUAACCGAUCCAAACCCGGAUGAUCCUUUGGUACCUGAGAUUGCUCAUAUGUACAAGACUGACAAGAACAAGUAUGAGUCCACUGCACGGAGCUGGACUCAGAAGUAUGCCAUGGGAUGAAAAGGAAGACCUCAAAACUAUCUCUUUUUAAUGAAAACAAAAUAUGCCGUUAUUUCUAUGUAUGAUUCAAUAGACAAUCUCUUUGUGUUCUUUUAAAAAUUCUGAAAAACAAGACCAAAUGAAGUGGGUCUUGUUUAAAACCAAACAUCUUUGUGAAAACAAGAAACUGAGAAUCUUUCCGGUGUUGUCUUGUGUUGCAAUUAUGAUUUGAGGUUUUUUUGCUGUUUGAUAUGAUGAGCAUCAAUCAAACAACUGUUUAUUUUA
Molecule: messenger RNA, 888 nt
Organism: Raphanus sativus (radish)
Lineage: Eukaryota; Viridiplantae; Streptophyta; Magnoliopsida; Brassicales; Brassicaceae
Product: ubiquitin-conjugating enzyme E2 10
Exons: 5
Coding region: 178-624 (148 amino acids)
Biological process (GO): protein polyubiquitination
Cellular component (GO): nucleus
Molecular function (GO): ubiquitin conjugating enzyme activity
Source: RefSeq, a predicted model, not a curated record